GAGGGAAGAAGGGAGGGAAAGUGGUGUUCUGUGGAAAGGGGCGGAAGGAGGGGAAGGCAAAAAAGAAAAGGGAACAGAAACAUGGCGGUCUGCGGUCGGGACGGGCUCGUCGCGGGCAGCGCCUAGACAUCGGUCCUCCCGCAGCGCCCGCGGCCCGCCGCCCGCGAGCCCCUCGGCCGGCAGUUGCCCUCGCUGCAGGCGGUGCCCCUCGAGACCCGGCCGCGCGGAGGCGCAGGCGCAGAGGGGCCGCCGGAUUCCCGGCCCUGCCUGCUGAGGGUGCCCAGGCCGCGUCUCCGGCGCCUUCUCGCCCCAGGAAGCCGCUUGUUGUGUCGGGCCGUCGCUGACGGGGCUGACGCAGGAAACAGACAGCAGUCAUGAUAGAAGACAAAGGACCAAGAGUGACAGACUACUUUGUUGUGGCAGGUCUCACGGAUACAUCAACUCUUCUAGAUCAAGAAGUAAACCGUAUAGAUACUAAAUCAACUGGCCCUAAAGCUCCAAUCACAGACAUUGCAGUUAUUAUCAAGUCAGCUGGGGAAGCUGUACCCGAAGGGUACACCUGUGUUGAAGCCACUCCGUCAGCACUCCAAGCAAACUUGAACUAUGGAAGUCUGAAAAGCCCAGAGCUUUUCCUGUGUUAUAAGAGAGGGAGAGAUAAACCUCCCCUUACAGAUAUUGGAGUGCUAUAUGAAGGGAAAGAAAGGCUUAUUCCAGGAUGUGAAGUGAUCCAAGCCACGCCCUAUGGUCGCUGUGCCAAUGUCAACAAUAGUUCAACUACUUCACAGAGAAUUUUUAUCACCUAUCGCAGGGCUCCUCCAGCUCGGUCCCAGAAUUCCUUGGCUGUAACUGACAUCUGUGUUAUAAUCACCAGUAAAGGGGAAACCCCUCCUCAUACUUUCUGCAAAGUCGAUAAGAAUUUAAACUGUGGCAUGUGGGGUUCCAAUGUGUUUCUGUGUUAUAAGAAGUCUGUGCCUGCUUCAAAUGCAAUAGCAUAUAAGGCUGGUUUGAUUUUUCGAUAUCCAGAAGAAGAUUAUGAGUCUUUUCCGCUCUCAGAAUCCGUGCCUCUGUUUUGCCUUCCUAUGGGAGCCACUAUUGAAUGCUGGGAUCCUCAAACCAAAUAUCCACUUCCUGUUUUCUCAACAUUUGUCUUGACAGGUUCUUCAGCUGAAAAGGUCUAUGGAGCUGCCAUCCAGUUUUAUGAGCCUUACCCUCGAGAACUUCUAACAGAGAAGCAACUUAUGCAGCUGGGCCUGUUGACCCCCGUGGAGAGAAAAGUGGUCUCCAAACCCAUCAAUUCAAACAAGUGCAUUUGUUUGCUUUCACACUGGCCUUUUUUUGAUGCUUUUAAGAAAUUUCUUAUGUUUAUCUACAAAGUUUCUGUGUCUGGACCACAUCCUCUUCCCAUUGAAAAACACAUCUCACAUUUUAUGCAAAACAUCCCUUUUCCUUCACCACAAAGACCAAGAAUCCUUGUACAGCUAUCAGUCCACGAUGCGUUAAUAUUAUCACAACCAGUUUCCACACCUUUACCAUUAAGUGGAGCCAACUUUAGUACCUUACUGAUGAAUUUGGGUCCUGAGAAUUGUGCAACAUUGCUGCUGCUGGUUCUACUUGAGAGUAAGAUUCUGCUGCAUUCUCUUAGGCCAGCUGUCCUGACUGGGGUAGCUGAAGCUGUUGUUGCUAUGAUCUUUCCAUUUCAGUGGCAGUGCCCAUAUAUUCCCCUUUGUCCUCUUUCACUGGCUGGAGUGCUUAGUGCACCUUUACCAUUUAUAGUUGGAGUGGACUCAAGGUACUUUGAUCUUCAUGACCCACCACAAGAUGUUGUUUGCAUUGACUUGGAUACGAAUAUGAUAUAUGUAUCUGAUGAAAAGAAGAACAUAAACUGGAAACAGCUUCCCAAAAAGCCAUGCAAGGGUCUGCUUGGGACCUUGAAGAGGCUGUAUCCCCAGCUCUGCUCAGUUCACCGAAAGACUCAGGAAAGUUCAGCAAUUGAGAUGACUCCAAUUGAAGCAGAUUUCUCUUGGCAAAAAAAGAUGACACAACUCGAGAUGGAAAUCCAAGAGACAUUUUUGCGAUUUAUGGCAUCUGUUUUAAAAGGGUAUAGGUCGUAUCUCAGACCAAUCACAGAAGCUCCUUCAAAUAAAGCCACAGCUGUGGAUUCAUUGUUUGAUCGACAGGGUUUUUUAAAAAGUCGGGAUCGCGCCUAUACAAAAUUCUAUACCCUUUUAUCUAAAACUCAGAUCUUUAUUCGUUUCAUUGAAGAAUGCAGUUUUGUAAGUGAUAAAGAUACUGGAUUGGCAUUUUUUGAUGACUGCAUUGAGAAGUUGUUUCCAGAUAAAGGUGUAGAGAAAACAGACAAGGUUGAUUUGGAUUCAGCAGAAGACACCAGAUUGAUAGAGCUAGAUGAUUCACAGAAAAGUGAACACACUGUAUUUAUAAUGCCCCCGGAGCCACCUCCUGAUGAUGGAAGUCACUUGUCACCUCAAUACAGUUACACAUGCUUUCCAAUUUUGGAUCGUAAGCUUUUUGACAGCCCACAAGAGCUGAAACUGUGCUUCAGUAGACAUCCUCCUGGGAGCAGCAUCACAAACAGUCCUGCUCUUAUGGCUAAAAGAACCAAACAGGAGAUAAAAACAGCUCAUAAGUUGGCGAAGAGAUGUUAUAUGAAUCCACUACAAUGGGCCAAGUGUCUUUUCAGUCACUGUUACAGCUUGUGGUUUAUCUGUCUCCCUGCCUAUGUUAGAGUUUCUCACCCUAAGGUCAAAGCGCUCCAGCAGGCAUACGAUGUGCUUAUAAAGAUGAGGAAGACAGACGUGGAUCCACUGGAUGAGGUGUGCUAUCGAGUGGUGAUGCAGCUUUGCGGACUUUGGGUUCAUCCUGUGUUAGCAGUGAGAGUCUUAUUCGAAAUGAAAACUGCUAGAAUAAAACCAAAUGCUAUUACUUAUGGCUAUUAUAAUAAGGUAGUUUUGGAGAGCCCAUGGCCCAGCAGUACUCGCAGUGGUAUUUUCUUAUGGACGAAAGUACGGAAUGUUGUACAUGGUUUGGCCCAAUUUAGGCAGCCACUUAAAAAGACUGGGCAAAAAUCACAGGUCUUUUCAGUAUCAGCUCCCCAGAAUGCUGCAGGUGGAAGUGAUGGGGACACAGUGAGCCAUGGCAGUGUGGAUAGUUGUAACGAUGCUAACAGUGGGGAGCACACAGUCUUUGUCAAAGACUUAAUCAGCCUUGAUUCCAUUGACAAUCACUCUAGCACAGGCGGUCAAUCUGACCAAGGCUAUGGGUCCAAGGAUGAGCUAGUAAAGGAAGAUGCAGAGGUUCAUGCACCCGAAGAGCAUGUGCCACAAGAACUGGCUGCCACAGAGCUGCACAUCGAAGAGGCGUGUGAUGUGUCUGACAUUGUCUCAAAACAAUCACAGCCUAGUCCAGAACCUCAGAGUCCUACUGAGCCUCCUGCUUGGGGCAGCAGUAUUGUGAAAGUUCCAUCUGGGUUAUUUGACACCAACAUCAGGACAAGUAGUAAUGGUAGUACAUCAAAUGUGCUAUUUUCUGCUCAAGCUCCAGUUGAAGAUGCCGUCUUUGGUGAGGUUACUAACUUUAAGAAGAACGGUGAUAGAGGAGAAAAAAGACAGAAGCAUUUCCCAGAGAGGAGCUGUAGCUUUAGUUCUGAAAGUCGGGCAGGGAUGCUGCUUAAGAAGAGCAGUUUGGAUCUGAAUUCAAGUGAAAUGGCUGUCAUGAUGGGAGCAGAUGCCAAGAUCCUCACAGCAGCACUGACAUGUCCUAAGACUUCUCCACUUCAUGUCUCAAGAACUCAUAGCUUUGACAAUGUUAAUUGUCAUCCAACUGAUACGAGGACUCGCAUGUCAGAGGGCACUUGGGAUUUUGAGCACAAAGCAUCUCCUGUGCUGGAGAUGUUGGAGGAAAGCCAAGAACUCCCGGAAUCUGUGGUUGAUGAUACUGCUGCAGAGACUACAGCAAAGGUUACAUGUGACAGUCUGCAGAAUGAGAGUAAUAGCAGCCAGUCCAGAGACAGGAAAGCGGGAUCCAAAGAUACCGUGAAUAAGAGAAGUAGUUCAUAUGCUGUUGGAAAAACCAUUGAGAGGAAAGGUGUUGAAACUGGACUAGAUCCUUUGUCCCUUUUAGCCACGGAAUGUGUAGAAAAAACUUCUGAUUCUGAAGAGAAGUUUUCUCCAGUAAUUUCACGUAAUUUGGCUGAUGAAAUUGAAAGUUACAUGAACCUAAAAAGUCCUCUGGGUAGUAAAUCUUCUAGUAUGGAAUUGCAUGGAGAGGGAAACCAAGAGCCUGGCUCCCCUGCUUCAUUUGCUCACCGUUUAGAAAGGAGAUCGAGUCUACCUUUAGACCACGGUCCACCAGCCCAAGACAGUCCAGACAUUGAGAAAAGCUCCCCUGCAGUGUCCAGGUCUAAGACAUUGACUGGGCAUUUCAAGCCACAAACUCCUUACCGUACUUACAAAGACCGGUCUACUUCUUUAUCAGCGUUAGUGCGUUCUUCACCAAAUAGCUCUUUGGGUUCUGUAGUAAAUUCUUUAUCAGGUCUAAAGUUGGACAAUAUACUCUCAGGGCCCAAAAUAGAUGUUCUAAAAUCUAGUAUGAAACAAGCAGCAACAGUAGCCAGUAAGAUGUGGGUGGCUGUUGCAUCUGCCUACAGCUACUCAGACGAUGAGGAAGAAACUAAUAAAGAUUAUAGUUUCCCAGCUGGCCUAGAAGAUCAUAUACUGGGAGAGAAUGUAUCGCCUAAUACAAGUAUCUCAGGGUUGGUUCCCAGUGAACUUACCCAGAGCAACACAAGCCUCGGCAGUAGUAGCAGCAGUGGAGAUGUUGGGAAACUGCAGUGUCCAACAGGUGAAAUUCCAUUUUCAAGAAAUAUCAAAGGGCAGGACUUUGAAAAAUCAGACCAUGGUUCUUCGCAGAAUACCAGUAUGUCCAGCAUCUAUCAAAACUGUGCGAUGGAGGUUUUGAUGUCAAGUUGCUCACAGUGUAGAGCUUGUGGAGCUCUGGUUUAUGAUGAAGAAAUAAUGGCUGGAUGGACUGCAGAUGAUUCAAAUUUGAAUACAACCUGCCCAUUCUGUAAAAGCAACUUCUUGCCUCUUCUCAAUGUAGAAUUUAAAGACCUAAGAGGCUCUGCCAGCUUUUUCCUGAAACCAAGUACAUCUGGUGACAGUUUGCAAAGUGGCAGCAUUCCAUCGGCAAAUGAGCCCUCAGAGCACAAACCUGUGUCCAGUUCAGCAGAACCUGACUUGAUCAGUUUUAUGGAUUUCUCAAAACACAGCCAGACCAUAAUAGAAGAAGCAAGCUAUACAGUUGAAUCAAGUGAUGAAAUAAAGAAAACCAGUGUUGAUGUCCAAAGUGUGAAAAUUUCAUCUGUGCCUAAUAGUUUAUCUAAACGAAAUGUGUCUUUGACUCGAAGUCAUAGCGUUGGAGGUCCUUUGCAAAAUAUUGACUUCUCCCAGCGACCAUUUCAUGGUAUUUCAACAGUUAGUCUUCCAAAUAGUCUGCAAGAAGAUGUGGACCAUCUAGGAAAAAGGCCCAAUCCUCCUCCUGUGUCUGUGCCCUAUUUGAGCCCUCUAGUACUUCGGAAGGAACUUGAAUCUUUGCUAGAAAAUGAAGGUGAUCAGGUCAUUCAUACAUCCUCUUUCAUCAAUCAACAUCCAAUCAUUUUCUGGAACCUGGUUUGGUAUUUCAGACGUUUGGACCUUCCUAGCAACUUGCCAGGACUUAUCCUCACAUCUGAACAUUGUAAUGAAGGUGUGCAGCUUCCUCUAUCAUCUUUGUCCCAGGACAGCAAACUUGUGUAUAUACAACUGUUAUGGGAUAAUAUCAACCUUCAUCAGGAACCAGGAGAACCUCUAUAUGUCUCAUGGAGGAACUUGAAUUCUGAGAAGAAACCAUCAGAGGAGCAGCAGGCAGCCAGCGCUUUAGUUGAGACUAUCAGGCAGAGUAUUCAGCAGAAUGAUGUUCUGAAGCCCAUCAAUCUGCUUUCCCAGCAAAUGAAGCCGGAUGUGAAAAGACAAAGGAGUUUAUACAGAGAAAUCCUUUUCUUAUCAUUAGUGUCUCUGGGAAGAGAAAAUAUUGAUAUUGAGGCUUUUGACAAUGAAUAUGGACUUGCGUACAGAAGUCUAUCUUCAGAGAUUCUUGAAAAGUUACAGAAAAUUGAUGCCCCACCAAGUAUGAGUGUGGAGUGGUGCAGGAAAUGUUUUGGAGCGCCUCUCAUUUAAAUAAGAUACAUUCAAAUUUUGGUAGAGUACUGGGGAAAUAGAUCCUGCCUGGAAACUUUCUAGUUUUUCCCCAAAUCAUGACUUGGUGAAAGCUGCAAUGAAGUAACUCUUGGGGAUAAAAAUACAAAGAAACUGUAAUUCAUACUGAAUCAUCUUAGAAUGUAAAAUAUCACUCAACUCCCUGAAGUUUAUUGAUGUUGGAAAUUUUCAGUUCCUGACCUAUUUCUCUGCCUCUGCUGAAAACAACCAAAACUAUUUUUGGAUUUCACAGUAUGUGUAUAAUUAAUAUUGUCAUCUUUCUAGAUACUUGGUUUUAUUGAAGCUGCUGAGCUGGAAAAUGGCAAAUUAAAUUUG
Molecule: messenger RNA, 6584 nt
Organism: Microtus ochrogaster (prairie vole)
Lineage: Eukaryota; Metazoa; Chordata; Mammalia; Rodentia; Cricetidae
Gene: Dennd4c
Product: DENN domain containing 4C
Biological process (GO): regulation of Rab protein signal transduction
Cellular component (GO): cytoplasmic vesicle
Molecular function (GO): protein binding
Source: RefSeq, a predicted model, not a curated record